GCACAGCGCCCUCUCUCGGACCUCAGGCUGACAUGCAGGCGAUUCCUGCAGAGGCAGAGCACCGGUAACUGAGUGUCGUUUGCAGCCUGACGGUUGCCCCUCGUUUGGUCAUUCGCCGGUCCGACAUCCACAAAGUGGGGUAGGCCAUGGUCGGUGGACAGAAUCGCAAGAGCAGCAGUCCACCUGCACCAUUAAAAGCUCCGGGCUCGCCCAGCAGCCAUGUCUCGGUCUCGACGUCUCCCCACUGUGCCACCACACAUCCCCGCCCUGCUCUCGCGACCCACACAGCUGUCGGCAUCUUGGUCGUCGCACUUGCGCUAGUCUCCCAGUUCUUCUUCACCCCCCACUUCCCUCGCAGCCUCCUAGACCACCUCGCACGAGACCACCCGCCUGUGCUCUCCGACGAGUCGCUCACCUGCCCGACGCCCACGCAGCACGUCGAGUUUGCCGGCACCUUCUACACCCACCCCGAACGCAGCAUGGCACUCGCAGACCAGGCCAGGCGCGUCGCCGCCGAGUUCGACUUCAGCACCGAUGCCGUGAACAAGGCCGUCAGCGAGUUCAUCCGGGAGAUGGACGAGGGCCUGGUGAAGGAGGGCACUGAGCUGAGCCAGAUCCCGACCUACGUCACCGCGGUCCCCAAUGGCACCGAGAAGGGGCUCUACAUGGCCGUCGACCUGGGCGGCACAAACUUCCGCGUGUGCUCGAUCCAAUUGCACGGCGACACCACCUUCUCCCUCACCCAGUCAAAGGUCGCCAUACCUCGCGAGCUCAUGGUAGCCAAGACGUCCAAGGAGCUCUUCGCCUUCCUCGCCAAGCAGAUCGAGCACUUCCUCAAGGCCCACCACGAGGACCACUACGCUGGGACACUGAAACGCAGGCAGACUGGAGGUGCCGCCGAGGAGAUUUUCAACCUUGGCUUCACGUUCUCGUUCCCGGUGCAGCAAAUUGGCAUCAACAAGGGCAUGCUCAUGCGCUGGACGAAAGGCUUCGACAUCCAGGAUGCCAUCGGCAAGGACGUCUGCGCCCUGUUGCAGACUGAGAUUGACGAGCUGCAUCUCCCCGUCAAGGUGGCUGCUCUGGUCAACGAUACCGUAGGGACCCUCAUGGCGCGCUCAUACACGUCGCCUGGCAAGACCGGCACUCUGCUCGGCGCCAUCUUCGGCACAGGCACCAACGGCGCCUACGUGGAGAAGCUGGACAAGGUCACCAAGCUCACAAAGAGCAAGGACGCUGGCGAGUUUGACAAGUCGACCGGCGAGAUGAUUGUCAACACCGAAUGGGGCUCGUUCGACAACUCCCUGCGCACCCUCCCCAACAGCCCCUACGACAUCGAACUCGACGAAAAGUCUGUCAACCCUGGCAUCCAGAUGUUCGAGAAGCGCGUGUCGGGCAUGUUCCUCGGCGAACUUCUGCGCCUCGCCCUGGUCAAACUCGUCAAAGACCCCAAAGUCCCGCUCUUCCAAGACGACAACUCGGCCUCCAACGACGUCCACAGCACCACACAAAUUCAAGAUGGCAGCCCAAUCUGGAAGCAAUGGGGCAUUGACACUAGCUUCCUGAGCACCUGUGCAGGCGACAGCAGCCCUGGCUACCGCAUGCUGAGGCAGACGCUGGACAAGGAAUACGACAUCUCGGCCGUCAGCGCCGAAGACGCCGAAGCCGUGCGCGAGAUCGCCGGCGCCAUCGGCCGUCGCGCCGCGCGCCUCUCCGCCGUCGCCAUCGCCGCCAUCGUCAUCAACACGGGCCGCCUGGACAAGAGCACACCCGGCACCGCGACGACGGAGCAGAAAUCCGGCAUCGACCCUCCCCGCGGGAACGUCGACGUCGCCGAGGAAGACAUCAUCGACGUUGGUGUCGACGGCAGUCUGGUCGAGUUCUACCCCGACUUCGAGGACCAUAUUCGUCAGGCCUUUAGGGAGAUGCCGCAGAUUGGCGAGCGGGGAGAGAAGAGGAUCAGGAUUGGUAUUGCGAAGGAUGGGUCUGGUGUUGGUGCUGCGUUGAUCGCGCUGGUUGCUGGGAAGGUGGCGGCGCCUACUGAGGAGGAUUAGAUGGGUUGGUGUUGGGGUGUUGAGGGGAUUUGCGAUCUUGAGCCAUAUAUGAUGGAGAUGAUGGAUAUGAGAGAUGAACUGUACUUGUCAUGGUGUGUGUACAUACAAGACCUGUCAUCCCAGAAGUGGGAACUACAAUAUAAAAGCAUAUUCUUGUUAUGGCA
Molecule: messenger RNA, 2215 nt
Organism: Dothidotthia symphoricarpi CBS 119687
Lineage: Eukaryota; Fungi; Ascomycota; Dothideomycetes; Pleosporales; Dothidotthiaceae
Exons: 3
Coding region: 147-2051 (634 amino acids)
Biological process (GO): glycolytic process; glucose 6-phosphate metabolic process; intracellular glucose homeostasis
Cellular component (GO): mitochondrion; cytosol
Molecular function (GO): ATP binding; fructokinase activity; glucokinase activity
Source: RefSeq, a predicted model, not a curated record